AUGCAGAGAGGGAAGCCCUACAGAGCACCGCCUACCAUAGUACAGACCUUCUGCUAGAAGCACGGCCUCAUGUCCGAGGUAAUUGCCCGACUGUGGCGUAUUCAGAACACUGAGGCCACCAACCACAUGACCACGGAACUCUGCUUGGAGGAGCUUGGCUGGUGUCAGAAAACAUCCAUAGGGCCAGCUUUUGUUGCCCUCGUAGGUGACCACUACGGCCCCCGUCCCGUCCCCUCGCUGAUCGAGGAAAAGGAAUGGGAGGCGCUGAAAGCUCAGCUGAGCGCCAGGCCACGUGACCUGGAGCUGGUGGCACGACGCUUCCGGACAGAUGAGAACGCCGUGCCCCCCACAUACCUGCUGCAGACCCUGGGCAGCGGGGAGGCCCGUGGGCCCGAGGAGGCCACCCUGACCUCUGCACUGCGCUCUGGAGCCCAGGAGGCCCGCAGGCUGGGCCUCAUCACCCAGGAGAAGUGGCACUGCUACCACCGGUCAGUCAUCGAGGGGGAAAUAGAACGGGGCCUGCUGAGCUCAACAGACUGGGACCAGGGGGCGACCGUCUUCCUGAGAGAUAUCCAAGACCUCAACAAACACAUCCUGGAGGUCUGCGACCUCAAGAUGGUGGAACUGCUUGCAGCCGGUUGCCUGGACAAAGACGCCCAGAACCUUCUCAGCAGCCUCAAGGAGCGCAUCACUGACAUGCAGCCCGGAGUUCUCAAGGCCCACCACCUGGCAUGGAGCCGAGACCUGGUAGACCCCCCAAACAAGGCUCAUGGACGGUACCCGAAGGAGCUGGGGGAGCAGUUUGUGGCCAGGGCUAACCAUCAGGUCCUCAAGUGCCUCCAGAAACUGGAGGCAGGCAGGCGGGAGUUGGCACGGCUCUAUCAGGAGAUCCGCCACCACCUGGGGCUCAGUGCCGAGGCCCCACGGACCUUCUGUGGGCGCCAGGAGCUCCUAACCCAGCUGGGGCAGCAGCUCCAGCAGAGCGACGGCCACCCCCACCCACCCCUGGUGCUUUUUGGACCCCCGGGCAUCGGAAAGACUGCUCUGAUGUGCAAGCUGGCUGAGCAAAUGCCAGGGCUGCUUGGCCACAAGACAGUGACCGUUCUGCGGCUUCUGGGGACGUCACAGAUGAGCUCCGAUGCCCGAGGCCUGCUCCAGAGCAUCUGCUUCCAGGUGCGCCUGGCCUACGGGCUACCCCUGCCCCCUGCCCAGGUCUUGGAGGCCCAUACCAGGGUGGUCCAGUUUUUCCACACCCUCCUCCACACCGUCUCCUGCCAAAACUUUGAGUCCCUCGUGAUCCUGCUGGAUUUGGUGGAUGAGGUAGACUCUGUCCACCGUGCUCGGAGGGUCCCCUGGCUGCCUCCCAAGUGCCCCCCAAGGGUCCACCUCAUCCUCUCGGUCUGCUCAGCAGCGGGGGUUUUAGACACGAUGCGGCAGCUGCUCACGGACCCAGGUGCUUACUGGGAGGUGAAACCCCUCUCUGGAAACCAAGGGCAAGAGAUGGUUCAGCUCCUGCUGGCCGCCUCGAGGAGGACGCUGAGCCUGAUGCAGAGGGACCUGCUCUGGGCCAGCCUCCCGGAGUGUGGGCACCCAGGGAGGCUGAGGCUGGCCUUCGAGGAGGCCCGGAAAUGGGCCUCCUUCACCGUGCCAGCCCCUCUGGCCUCCACCGCUAAGGAAGCGAUGCACCAGCUGUGUGCCCUCCUGGAGCAGACACAUGGGCAGCUCCUGGUGGCCCGAGUGCUGGGCUACAUUGUGUCUUCCCGGCAUGGGCUCUCGGAGGCGGAGAUGAAGGAUGCCUUGUCCUUGGAUGACGAGGUCCUGCAGGCCAUGUACCAAGACUGGACCCCGCCCAGCAAAGAGCUGCCGCGUUUCCCACCCCUGCUGCGGGUGAGGCUUCGUCGAGAUCUGGGUAACUGCUUGGCCAGGCGGCCCGUGGAUGGCUGCAUACUCCUGGUCAUCGCCCACAGACAGCUGGCCGAGGUGGUCCGAGAGCGCUACCUGUCCUGGCCCGAGAAAGCCAAGGGUCACAGAGUCUUGGCCGACUUCUUCUCAGGGACCUGGAGCCAGGGAACCAAGAAACUCAUCACCCUGCCACUUGUUGGGAAACCCCUGAACCUGAACCACAGACAGCUGGCCGAGGUGGUCCGAGAGCGCUACCUGUCCUGGCCCGAGAAAGCCAAGGGUCACAGAGUCUUGGCCGACUUCUUCUCAGGGACCUGGAGCCAGGGAACCAAGAAACUCAUCACCCUGCCACUUGUUGGGAAACCCCUGAACCUGAACCACAGGUGCCCUGCUCCCCACUUGGAGCCUCCAAGCCGCUGCACCUGCAAGGUGGUCCCUCAGCCCCUGUGGUUCUCAGACACGGUUGCAAACCUGCAGAAGCUGAAGGAGUUACCCUACCACCUGAUCCACUCAGGCUGCAUCGAGGAGCUGAAGCAGGAGGUGCUGGGCAGCAUGAACUGGAUUUCCUGCCGGGGCAUCUCCGGGGGCAUCGAAGGUCUGUUGGAUGAUGACCUGUGCGCCCCUCACGUGGACUGUCCUGAGGUCAGCCUGGUCCGGGAAGCCCUCCAGCUGUGCUGCCCGGCAGUGGAGCUCCGAGGCAUGGAGAGAAGCAUCCUAUAUACAGAACUCCUGGCCAGACUCUAUUUCUUCGCAACCUCACAUCCAGUGCUGGUGGGACAGCUGUGCCAACAGGCGCAGAGCUGGUUCUGGAUGUGCCCACACCCUGUGCUGGUGCCCCUCAGAAGAUUCCUCCAGCCCCCGGGAGGAACCCUCCAGGCAACCCUCAUUGGCUGUCACAAAGACAUCACUGCCAUGGCAUGGAGACUGGAAGAGAAGCUGCUGGUGGUUGGCAUCCAGGAGGGCAUGGUAGCUGUGUGGGAUAUGGAAGAACAGCAGGUGAUCCACAUCCUACCUGGACACACAGGAGAGGUGAGGUGUGUGAAAGUGUUUGUCAAAGGAUCGCUUGCCAUCUCUACCUCGAAGGAUCACACCCUGUGCUUGUGGAACUUACUUUCUGGCCAGGAGAAAUUCACCAUUUGGGAUGGAGGCUCAAAAGAUCCCACUGAACCUCAGAUCUCGAGCCUUCAUGUGGAUGAAGCAAAGAAGGUUGUGUAUUCAGCAUCUAGCUCAAAAGUCAAUGCUUGGAAUCUGGAAACUGAAGAGCUGAUUUUCCGUACCCUGGGGGAUGCCUCUGACCCCGGGGUGUGCACGGCAGUGCUGGCUUCCAGGGUCACGCUGCUGACGGUGUCACAGGGUGGCGUGGUCAGUCUGUGGAGUUCAGCCACGGGAACACUGCAAAGGAAGCAACAUUUGUCCAGCAUCAAAGAAGAAACAAUUACCUGUGGGGUCUCAGUCCAGAAACAAAGAAAGAUGGUGACCAGAUCCAGCAAGGGCUCCAUCUCUUUGGUAAGCAACUUGACUGAAUAGGAUGCCAACAUUAAUUCAGCUCCAAAAUGCUCAGAUGGUUUUGGCAGAUCCAUGCGGAUAUUCUUGUCAGACUUGCAGGGGUUUCAUCAAUUCAUGGUCACCGACCUUGAACAUGAAGACAUGGUGAAGACGGCCAUUUUUGGUCCUGAAAACAAUCUGAUUGUCACUGGGUCCCGGGAUGAACUCAUUCAGGUGUGGAGUCUAUCAGAGCAGGGGAGUCUGCUAGAUGUCUUGGAAGACGUCGGGGCCCCCGUGAGCCUGCUGGCUCGGGGUGGGCCCUUGGUGGCAUCUGCUUCCCAUCAGUCCUCAUCUUUUAACGUCUGGGAUCUCACCUAUGCUCAGAAGCCAAGGGCCUCUACCCCAUUUCUAGACUGCACUGGCCUCACUGCAGUGUCACACAAUGGAAGCUAUGUUUAUUUCCCUAAAAUUGGGGACAAAAACAAAGUCACCAUUUGGGACUUGGCAGAAGGUUUUCUUCUUCCCAUGGCAUGCAAGGAGCAAGGUGCCCUGGACACCUCUAAUGAGGUCAGGUGGCUGGAGGCCGCUGAGCAGGGCAAUCUCCUUUUCACUGGCCUCGUUUCGGGGAUCAUCCUGGUGUUCCCACUGAAUUCCAGACAGGAUGUGAUGUGCAUCCCUCCUCCAGAAGCCCGGAAAGCCAUCAACUGCAUGGCCCUUAGUAAGGACGAGGGGCACCUGGCCAUCGCCUAUGACAACAUCGUCCUGGUGCUGGACAUCAGCCCUGGGGACCCCUGUCCAGUCAUCGACAGGCCAACCUACACCUUCUAUACCCAGCUGCCUGACACCAUAGCAAGCGUGGCUGUUCUGGCAGACUACCGCAUAAUCUGUGGCAUGACCAACGGAGACCUCUUCCUUUAUGAAUGUGCGAAUUCCAAGGUGUUCCCUCUGGAGGCCCACGGGAGCCGAGUCACCUGUGUGGAGGUCAGCCACAAAGAGCAGCUGGCAGUCAGUGGGUCCGAGGAGGCCCUGCUGUGUCUCUGGGACCUUCAGGCGUGCAAGUGGAAAUUUGAGAUGAGUUACACGAAUUCUUGCUGUAGAGGAGUCCAAUGUGCUUGCUUCUCCAAGGAUGACAAGUACGUCUACGCAGGCUUGAAAGAUAGCUCCAUAAUCGUCUGGAGUGUGCUGGAUGGCACACUGCUGGCCAUCCAGUUUGUCCAUGCUGUGGUGAACAGAAUCAUCCCAGCCUCCAAUGGCUUCAUUGCCCCCACCAGACAUGGCUAUCUCAUCCGUGAACGUUUCCAGUGCCCUUCAUCAAGAAUCUCACAACAAGGGCCUCUCAAGAACUUCAAAAAAGCAGUGUGGGUGGUCAAAUCCAGGCAGAGAGAAGAGCUGGCUGCUGCUGCAGGAGCACUCCAGGACUCAAGAUCAGGGAGUGCCCAGGGAAACUAAUCUAAAUCAAACAAAUGCUCACAAGUCUGCCUGCUAGUGUAA
Messenger RNA from Physeter macrocephalus (sperm whale), 4878 nucleotides. RefSeq names its product NACHT and WD repeat domain containing 1 (gene NWD1). Lineage: Eukaryota; Metazoa; Chordata; Mammalia; Artiodactyla; Physeteridae. Gene Ontology annotation, molecular function: protein binding. The record is from RefSeq and is a predicted model, not a curated record.